AUGAAUCCGUGCAGAGCUCGACCGCCGGGUCAUUCCCCGCCGAGGGCUUCACCUUCCCAAACAGCGAGACGAUCGGAGACGACGAUGACGCCAGUGCAUUAUCCGCAAGAAUUCCUGCAGGCGCUGCCCAAGACCGACCUACACGUCCACCUGGAUGGUUCGCUACGCCUCGAGACGUUGAUCGAACUCGCUGCCGAACGCCAGGUCAAAUUGCCGUCUGAGACCCCCGAAGGGCUGCUCGAGCUGGUCUUCAAAGAGUCCUACCGCGACCUACCCGACUAUCUCCACGGCUUCGCCUACACCUGCGCGGUGAUGACCGAUGCCGAGGCCCUGGAGCGGGUGGCUUACGAGCUUGGCGAGGACUGCCUGGCCGAGGGCGUGCGCUAUAUCGAAGUGCGGUUCGCGCCGCAGCUGCAUGUGCGACCCGGCUUCGAUCUCGGCGAGGUGAUCGCGGCGGUCGACCGCGGCCUCGAUCGGGUCAGACGCGAGCACCUGAUGACGGAGGCGGUCAAAGACCAGGGCGAGCCGCCGUUUCGCUACGGCAUCAUCGCCUCGGCGAUGCGAAUGUUCACCGGCGGUUUCAGUCCGUACCACAAGAACCUGCUGCUGGCGCUCGAGCAAUGGCCGGCGAAAGAAGUCUAUGGUGUCGCCUCACUGUCGCUGGCACGCUCGGUGGUGGAGGCCCGCGAUCGUCUCGGCCUGCCUAUAGUCGGCUUCGACCUGGCCGGCGCCGAAGCCGGCCACCCGGCUUCUGACCACAUCGACGCCUAGUUCGCCCACCGCGCCUUCCUCAAGAAGACCGUCCACGCCGGCGAGGCUUACGGGCCGGAGAGCAUCUUCCAGGCCAUCACCCGGCUGAACGCCGACCGCAUUGGUCACGGCACGCAUCUGUUUUCGGUCGAACGGGUGCAGGGCGAGGACGACCCGGAGCGCUAUGUCCGCCAGCUCAGCGAGUUCAUCGCCAAUAGCCGCACCACGCUCGAAGUCUGCAUUACCUCCAACAUGCAGACCAUGCCCGAACUGCGGCGAGUCGAGGAUCAUCCCUUUGGUCGUAUGGUGCGCGACAAGCUGUCGGUGACCUUGUGUACCGACAACCGGCUAGUCUCCCGGACCACUGUCACAGACGAGAUCGACCUCGCCUGCCGAGCGUUCUCCUUGUCAACCAGAGAGUUGCGCAACGUCUUGAUCUACGGCUUCAAACGUAGCUUCUUCCCUGGCACCUACCGCGAGAAGCGCGCCUACGUUCGCCAGAUGAUCGACUUCUACGACAAGGUCGCCGCCCAGCACGAGCUAUCGACGCCAGCGCCCCCGGAAGUGGCUCCCGCUAAGUUGGUUUCUCUACUUGGUGAGUUGACCUUUGGAGGAGCUUGA
Nerophis lumbriciformis (worm pipefish) is the source of this 1371-nucleotide messenger RNA. The record is from RefSeq and is a predicted model, not a curated record. NCBI's taxonomy places the organism in Eukaryota, Metazoa, Chordata, Actinopteri, Syngnathiformes, Syngnathidae.